This is a messenger RNA of Seriola aureovittata, 4852 nucleotides long. RefSeq names its product phosphatase domain containing paladin 1a (gene pald1a). NCBI's taxonomy places the organism in Eukaryota, Metazoa, Chordata, Actinopteri, Carangiformes, Carangidae. The transcript has 20 exons. The coding region runs from base 354 to 2966 and encodes 870 amino acids. The record is from RefSeq and is a predicted model, not a curated record.
UCCUGAAGGACAUGGUCAUUGACUUGCUUUAUUAGGGACACGUUAAUGAUGCGAGACCGCUGCCUGCCGUAGUGUGUGUGAUCAGCGGGGCAGAGACAGAUUACCUCACAGAUCGGAGAGAGAGAGAGUGAGUGAGAGAGAGAGAGAGAAAGAGAGAGAGAGAGAGAGACAGAGAGAGAGAGACAUGCCAGCGAGGAUGUCCGACUGAGACCAGCGCUGCUUGCCUGCCGGAGAGAGCUGUCACCCCGGUUCUCCUUAACCCACUGUUUUCUGUUUUCUCGCUGUGCUCCUCAGAGACUCGAGCACCUCUCGGAUGGUGGACUGAACAGCUGAAUGUCAGCUGCUUGUGGAGCAUGGGUACAACUGCCAGUGCCGCACCACAGCCUGUUUCCGUAGCGUCGCCGCUUGAGAGUGUCCAUGGCAACGGGAUGGCCGACAGCAGGCAGUCUCUUAGCAUGAGCCCCUUUCAGACAGUCAACAUCCACAACAACAAGGCCAAGUCCAUUAUCACCAACAAAGUCGCACCUGUCGUCAUCACGUAUAAUUGCAGACAGGAAUUUCAGAUUCACGAUGAAAUCCUCAAGACCAACUACAAGCUCGGUCGGAUAUCAGACACUAUGCCCGAGCACUACCUGGUGCAGGGGGAGUACUUCAUGGUCCAGGACGUGUACAGUAAGGCUGAUGUCCUGAACACCACGGGCAGCUACGGGGCGCCCAACUUCCGCCAAGUGAAGGGAUCCUACCCGCUGUUUGGGAUGGGCCAGCCGAGCCUGAACGGCUUCAAACAGGUUCUCCAGAGGCUCCAGGCGCAAGGACGCGAGGAGGUUAUAUUCUUCUGUGUAAGAGAGGAGCCGGUGGUUUUCCUGCACAAGGAUGACGACUUUGUGCCGUACACCCCCAGGAGGAAGGAAAACCUACACGAGAACCUCCACGGCCUGGAAAAGGAGAUGCUGGUGGAGAGCCUGGAGCUCACCAUCAGGAAGGAGCUCCACGACUUCGCCAAGCUCAACGAAAACAUCUUCUACGUCUACAACGACAUCGAGUACUUUAAAGACGAGCCACAGAAGAUGUCCAUCACGUGUGAGGAGGACAUCCAUGUGACUGAGGAGGUCUAUAAGAGGCCCAUGUUCACCAUGCCAACCUACAGGUACUACAGAUUACCAUUACCAAUGGAGGGAGCACCACUGGAAGAAGACUUUGACGCAUUUGUUAGCAUACUCAGGGAGAGCCCCAGCUUGUCUCUGGGCCAUGAUGCUUCCCGGCCGCUGCCUGCGCUGCUCUUCAGCUGCCAGGUGGGCGUCGGCCGCACCAACCUAGCCAUGAUCCUGGGCACGCUGGUCAUGAAUCGCCUGAGGGGAGAUUCACAAACGCCGUCUCAAGUCGAGGAGGCAGCAGCUUCACAGACCAAACCACUUUUCCAGGUCAUCCAGUCUCUGAUCAACAAGCUGCCUAAUGGACAGCAGGUCAUGGAAGAGGUUGACCGAGCCAUCGCCCUGUGUUCAGAAAUGCACAACAUAAAAGAAGCAAUAUAUGAGAACAAGAGUAAGCUGGAAGGGAUUGGUGAAGAUUAUCAAAUCCAGGGAAGCAGUACCAAAGACUACUUUCUCAACAGAACCAUGCAGAGCUUGGAGCGCUACUUCUACUUGAUUGUAUUUAAUGCAUACCUUCAUGAACAGUAUCCUCUUGCCUUUGUGUCCAACUUCAGCCAGUGGAUGUGCUGCCACGCGUGGCUGUACCGUCUGCUGGCCUGCAUGGACCUAUCAGAGCUGUCAGCCCCAGCCGAGCUGGUCACCAGGGGAGCCCGCAUCCUGGUUGCUGAUGAGUACUUGGCUCCUGACGUGCUCAGCACAGUGAAGGAGAUGAAAGCGGUCAACUUCAGACGAGUGCCCAAGAUGCCUGUUUAUGGAGUGGCUCAGCCAACAUCAGAGGGUGCCGGAGUAGUUUUGGCCCAUCUGACGGAUGAGAAGAGGAAGCACAGCCACGUGUUGUGGGUAAACUUGCAGAACGAGCUGGUGUUAGAAGGAAAUGGUCAGAUUUUUACACAGAGGGAGCCCUCGUGCCUGGACCAGCACAUUCCUGUCCCAUCAUCUGACCCGCAGCUAAUAGAGAAACUGGAGAAGUCUCUGACGGAAGUGAUCCUGCAAGCUCAGAAGUGGCUGGAGGUGACGCUGGAGCAGGAGAAGCAGAUGAAAAUGUUUAAAAGCUGCCUGACGGUGCAGGAGAUCUUCAACCAGCACAAAAGCUCCCACCAGGGCCUCGUCUACAAACGCAUCCCUCUGCCGGAAUGCAGCGCUCCAAGGGAGGAGGAUUUUGAUAAGCUGCUGGAGGCCAUGAAGAGCGCCUUGGCUGAGGACUCCCGCUCAGCCUUCGUUUUUAACUGCUCCAACGGCAAAGGCAGGACCACGACCGCCAUGGUCGUCGCUGUUUUGACUCUCUGGCACUUUAAUGGUUUCCCAGAGUUUGCAGAUGACGAGAUUGUAAGUGUUCCUGACGCCAAGUACACAAAAGGAGAAUUUGAGGUUGUGAUGCAGCUGGUCCGUCUGCUCCCCGACGGUCACAGGAUGAAGAGGGAGGUGGACAUGGCCCUGGACUCAGUCAGCGAGACCAUGACCCCCAUGCACUACCACCUAAGAGAGAUCAUCAUCUCCACAUACAGACAGAUCAAAAGUGGUAAGACAGAGAAGGAGUGUCAGCAGCUGCUGCUGAGGAGCCUGCAGUGCCUGGAACGCUACAUUUACCUCAUCCUCUUCAACACAUACCUGCAUCUUGAGAAGAAAGACUCCUGGCAGCGCUCCUUCACUCUCUGGAUGGAACAGGUGGCUGCCAGGGCCGGAGUUUAUGACAUCCUCAACCAGCUGGCCUUCUCCGAGUUUGAAAACCUGAGGGACACGCCGCUGGCCAGGCUGCGCUGCCGCUGGCAACAGCAAAACAUUCAGUCACUUCCUUUCCGAGGGGAGUUCGUUUGAGAGAGGAUCACUGUGAAUGCACCAAAACAGUAGUGCUUUUCAGAAUAAAAGACAUUUCCAGUAACAUUGUCAUGCCUUCUAUAUUUACCCAUGUAUUAUGCAUAUCUUCACUUCACUUAUUGUUUGCUUUUUUUUUUUUUAACAUUUUGUAGGUGUUUUAAUGUUAAGUCUUAGCAGAUGGUUGCUCAUAUACUAGAAUUGACAUUUGUGCUUUUGCCUGUUUUUUUGUACUGGUAGAUCAUAGAAUUGACUAAUAUUUAUGUUACUUUUUUUUUUUCAAAGCAAGUUUUAAAAAAAAAUGUUUUCUUUUCUUGAGUUCUCAUUUUUGAAGAUGACAGUCUUUCAAAACUUCUGUUGUUCAAAGACAAAAGUUAAACAUUGUUAUGGAGGAGAGAAGCAAAUUCCACUCUGUUGUUAGCCAACAAUUUUGGUCGUAUAUGUCACAACUGUUUGCUGUUGUGUGACCUGAUAUUUUUCUUGAGCCCUGUCCUUUUCUCCUCAGCACAGCUGUCAUCAGUGGCUGUGCAUUUGUCUGUCUUGAGGUUUUCGGUUUUUUGAGGGGAUUCCCUGUGUACAUAUGAAAGCUGUUGUUAUUUAAAUGGAAUGUGUCCUAAGGUUUUCUAAAAGCUGAUCAGGGUGGAUGUUUUUUGAGAACUGUUGGUCACUGCUUCUUCAACAGUACUCUGUCCCUUCGUUGUACCUGUUUCUUUUUACAUUUAUUUCCAUAUGUCGUGACACAGGUACUAACAGUGAAGCAUGUCAGGAAUUUUUUAUGUUAGUUUGAUUUUCACUUAAAAGCUGUAAACACGUCUUUGUAUUGGACUUUUCGGAGAUUGUCAAAAACCUGGCGCCUACGUUACCCACAAUGCAACCCGACCGCUGAUGGUUCAGCCGGGGAUUCAGAUGUACAGUAGUACUCCCCAUGACCUGUAAACAGACUUUGAUGUGUAAAGUUGGCGGAGUUCCCCUUUAAUCAGCUCGGCUCUCGCAGACUUCACGACCCCUGCCAGUAAACGGUAACAAUCUCUGUGACAUCACCAGUCCGUCAGUAGGAAUCAAAUUAUACGUCUGACGGUAAAAUGAAUGGUUGGAAAAAGCCAGGCAUGCAAAUACUUGGGUUCAAGAAAAACACUUGGUAUCAAUUGAUGAAUGAUAAAUAUACCCUCUAACAAAGGGUACAUGAAGACGAAUGCUGCAUGAUUCACUGUUCAGGACAAUAAAGUUAUAAUUGUGUUGUCAGACGAACAGGGCAACAGUCAGAACAUUGCUUUUAUUCAACACAUGUCGAUUAUUGUUUAUUAUGUUUUUGCGUGUCUACAUUUCAAGUAGUUCUACUGUACAGUAUUUCUUUAAAAAGUCUUAACCCCUUUUCUUGUUUGACUAUUUUGUUCUUCUUUAAAUUGCUCAUAUGUGUUUAGUUGUAAAGUAACUCGUAGCUUCAAGUGUGAUGUAAAAACCAUAAAUCCUGCCUUUUAACCAGAAAGAUAAGCCAGAAAAAAAAAGAAAAGAAAAAAAAACCUCAAAAAUGCUUCCUCCUGAUGCCUUUCACUCCGGCCUGUUUUAUUCUGCCAAUGCGUCCAAACAUUUGCACUGUAUAUAACUCAUCCAGACUGAUGGAGCAAAAAGAUUGUGAUGACUGAAAAUGAAAUGGAAUUUGAACUUGAGAGACUAUUACAAACCCAUCUUUGUGUGACUUGAUAACACAAGAACAUACAUCUGCUGGUUGUAAUAACACCUUAAUGUCUUAGCUAUGCUCUUAAUUUAAAUUUUUUUCCCUUCUUUUUUUAAACAAAGGAACUCUUCAUAGAAGCAAUGUAUUAUCUUUUAUUCACUGUAUGUGCCAUUUAUUUUCUUUUUGGGGGGCUAAAAUAAAUAAUUUCAAUACA